AUGGCGCCCCAAGUUAAUUUGAUAAUGUUUCUCUUUUCGUAUGUUGCAGGCCUGAGCAUUCUCAGUGCCAUUAAUACUGAGCGUUGUCUGUCUGUCCAUAAGCCCAUCUGGUAUCGUUGCUACCGUCCAAAACACAUGUCAUCUGUCAUGUGUACCUUGCUCUGGGCCCUGGCCCUGCUCCUGAUCAACCUGCUAUUGGUGUUCUGUGCCUUAUGGUUUGGAUAUCCUAAUAGAUAUUUCUGUGGUUUAACUGCUUACAGCAUUAUCACAUGGCCAUUUCUCUCCUUUGGGCUUCUAUUUGGGUCCAGCCUAGUGCUGCUGAUUAGAUUGUUGUGUGGCUCCUGGAAGAUAAAGCUGACCAGGCUGUACGUGACCAUCGGGCUCACAGUGCUGGUCUUCCUCCUCUGUGGCCUGCCCUGGGGAAUUAGUCGUGUUCUCUUAUACUGGAUGCCAACUAUUUCUUACAUGAACAACAUUAUAGUUCAUGAAGUGAUAGAUUUAUUAACCUGUGUCAAUAGCUGUGCCAAUCCCAUAAUUUACUUCUUUGUUGGCUCUUUUAGACAGCAGAGAAGACAGCAAAGAAGGAGCCUCAAAGUAAUUCUGCAGAGAGCUUUGCAGGAUGUUCCUGAGGAGGAUGGAAGCCAAGGCAGCCCCCCUCAGGAGACCCUGGAGAUGGCAGGAAAUACUCAUUUGACCUAA
Molecule: messenger RNA, 699 nt
Organism: Sorex araneus (European shrew)
Lineage: Eukaryota; Metazoa; Chordata; Mammalia; Eulipotyphla; Soricidae
Product: mas-related G-protein coupled receptor member X1-like
Exons: 1
Coding region: 1-699 (232 amino acids)
Biological process (GO): G protein-coupled receptor signaling pathway
Cellular component (GO): membrane
Molecular function (GO): G protein-coupled receptor activity
Source: RefSeq, a predicted model, not a curated record